Equus quagga is the source of this 1017-nucleotide messenger RNA. It is a transcript of the gene ANXA10, whose product is annotated as annexin A10. The transcript is spliced from 12 exons. Gene Ontology annotation, molecular function: calcium ion binding; calcium-dependent phospholipid binding. The coding region runs from base 43 to 1017 and encodes 324 amino acids. Lineage: Eukaryota; Metazoa; Chordata; Mammalia; Perissodactyla; Equidae. Gene Ontology annotation, cellular component: cytoplasm. The record is from RefSeq and is a predicted model, not a curated record.
AAAAUCUUCUGAUCUAUUCCGAAGUUAACCACGACUGUCAAAAUGUUUUGUGGAGACUAUGUGCAAGGAACCAUCUUCCCAGCUCCCAAUUUCAAUCCCAUAAUGGAUGCCCAAAUGCUAGGGGGAGCACUCCAAGGAUUUGGCUGUGACAAAGACAUGCUCAUCGACAUUCUAACUCAACGCUGUAACACACAAAGGCUGAUGAUUGCAGAGGCAUACCAGAGCAUGUACGGCCGGGACCUGAUUGGUGACCUGAAGGAGAAGCUUUCAGAUCACUUCAAAGAUGUCAUGGUUGGCCUCAUGUACCCACCGCCAUCUUAUGAUGCUCAUGAACUCUGGCAUGCCAUGAAGGGUGCAGGCACUGAAGAGAAUUGCCUCAUUGAUAUAUUUGCUUCAAGAACAAAUGCAGAAAUUUUCCAGAUGCGAGAAGCCUACUGUUUGCAAUACAGCAGCAACCUUCAAGAGGACAUUUAUUCAGAGACCUCAGGACACUUCAGAGAUACUCUCAUGAACUUGGCCCAGGGAAUCAGAGAAGAAGGAUAUACAGACCCUGCUAUGGCUGCCCAGGAUGCAAUGGUCCUGUGGGAAGCCUGUCAGCGAAAGACAGGGGAACACAAAACUAUGCUGCAAAUGAUUCUAUGCAACAAGAGCUAUGAACAGCUGUGGCUGGUUUUCCAGGAAUUUCAAAAUAUUUCUGGGCAAGACAUAGUAGAUGCUAUUAAUGAAUGUUAUGAUGGAUAUUUCCAAGAGCUGCUCGUUGCAAUUGUUCUCUGUGUUCGAGACAAACCAGCUUAUUUUGCUUAUAGACUAUAUAGUUCAAUCCAUGAUUUUGGUUUCCAUAAUAAAACUGUAAUCAGGAUUCUAAUUGCCAGAAGUGAAAUAGACCUGAUGACCAUAAGGAAAAGAUACAAAGAGAGAUACGGAAAAUCCCUAUUUCAUGAUAUCAAAAAUUUUGCUUCAGGGCAUUAUGAGAAAGCUCUGCUUGCCAUCUGUGCUGGUGAUGCCGAAGACUACUAA